AUGGGUUCGACCAUUCCAGCCAAUCGACGACUUCCGGUGCUAGUGUGGGUUGUGAUCAUACUGCCGGUACUCAUUGAUCGCAGCAAUGCGUUCGACAUCUUUCCACCAAACUACGAUAUCCGGUACCGGCUGGAAACGGAUGUGACUCUCGUACCGGAUGUGCAUGCGACCGAUAACUACAUGUGGUACCUGAACGGUUACCUGCGAGUCCAUCGUUAUGAUGCGAAAAAUCUAGCCGCACAGAUCGAGCUCGAUCGCCAUCACAUCCCACAGAGCGAGGGUGAUGUGUCCGCAUUGCUGGAACCGUUCCGCAUAGCGAUCGCAAACGAUACGAUCCUCAGCAUCCAGUUCAAGCAGAGCGAACCGAUCUGGUCGGCGAACAUCAAGCGUGCGCUGGCCUCACUGCUGCAGGCGCACGGCGAUGGUCCCGGGGCGUACGUUGUCGAUGAGCAGGGCAUCUUCGGCAGCUGCCCGACCGAAUACUUCGUCGUGAACAAAUCGAACGUGUUCGAGAUUUCGAAAACGUACGGCAUGGACCGGUGUACGAUCUACCGCGGUGCGAUCUACCUGACGCGCAGCAAUAUACCGCAGAAUCACUGCAUCCCGAACAAACAGCCGCAGGCGAUCACGUCCCGCAUCGCCAACUACAAGCUGCGUAAGAUCGAAUCCUACCGCUACAUGCUGACCGAGCUCGAUGGCACCAUGCGCACCAACAUUCGGACGCUGGAGUCGUACUACCCUCAGUUCCUGUAUUCGCGUGUGGUUUUGCGGUACGAGCAGCACCAGGUGUUGGACGAAACGCCCGGCCGGCCGGUGGUGGACAUUGUCAAUGGAAUGGCAUAUCUGUUCAGUCCGAUCCUGUUCGAGAGCCCCGAUCUCGAGGCGACCGGUGGCCGCAGUCCCAAAUCGAAAGAGAAGCUAAUAAACCGCACUGCCAGCCUGCUGAACGCGAUGGCGGACAAUCUAGAGACGGUGGACAACAAGCUGAAGGAACCGUACGACGAAACGGUGUCGGAAAUCAUCCGGCUGAUGGGCACGAUGGAUUUGGAAACGCUGAAGCAGCUGUACGAGGAGAUCGAUCUCGGUACAUCGUAUCGGCAGGAAACGGCCCGAAACAUCUUUCUCGAGAUAGUGCCGCGCACUGGUACGACCUCCACCAUACUGCUCACGCGCGAUCUCAUCAUGAACAAGCAGGUUAACCCGAUGACGGCGGUACAGUUGCUGAUCUCGCUACCGUUCUACAUGGCGGAACCGUCGCAAGAGUUGGUAAAGGAGUGUGAGGUGUUCCUGGAAGUGGGCGCGGAUCGACCGGACAUAAAGCAUGCGGCGGUGCUCAGUUACGCCACCAUGAUCUACAACACGUUCGUGGCGGGGAAACUGACUGCGGACACGUUCGAGAAGUACGUCAAGAUGUACUUCGACCUGUUCCUGAAUAGUUUCGAGUACGAGCAGCAGAUGCUCUACCUGGAGGGGUUGGGUAACCUGCAGCUGGAAAACGUGGCCGAAUAUUUGGAUCCAAUCAUUCGGGCAGACUAUCCGCAAAACACCGACAUCCGCUUUCUGGCCAUGUUGGCCCUGCUGCCGACGGCCCAUUUGCGCCCGAACCAGGUGUACGAAACGUACUGGCCAAUCUUUCACUCGCGCACCAGCCCGUUGCAGCUGCGGGUGGCCGCAUUUACGAUGCUGCUGUUCUCCAAUCCGACGCCCGGGCGGUUACUGGGGCUGUACAGUGUGAUAAAGACGGAGAACGAUCCGCAUAUGAUCAACUUCUAUCGCACGACCGUACUGAGCAUCUCCGAAACGACCUAUCCUUGCUACCAGCAUCUCAAGUUACUUCUCGCAUACAUGACCCGCCAACUACCGGAUGCACCAGCGCCCAAGUAUUGGGUCACUGGUAACUAUCUGUUUGACUACCGCGAUCGCAAGUUCCACAUCGGCUCGAUGUUGCAGACCAUGCUGAUCGGUAGCCAUCAAACGGAUCUACCGAUGAUCGCUUCGUUCAAGUUCGAUACGGAGGCCCUUGGCAGGUUUACGGGCCAACUAGGGCUGUACAUUAAAGCGCGUGGAUUGAGUGACGCCGUCAUCAACCGACUGACGACGUUCAACUCAAGCCAUCUGCGGCUGGAUCGGUUGAGCAGCAUACUGAAAUCGAUGAAGCUAUCCACCAUUAGUCCAACGCCGUUACAUUUCGAGUUCAUCGUCCAGUUUGAGGGUAAAACCGUCCUCUGUUACCAUCUCAAUCAAACUACCUUCCACAAUCUAACCGACGGAAACAUCAUCAAUCGGAUUAAUCUGCUGAGGGAUAGCCACGUGAAUAUGCAGAUCGUACGGCGCCCGUUCAUGAUCAAGUACGCGCUCCCGACGCUGCUGGGCACGCCGGCCGACAUCCUUAUCGAGAACACCGUGCUGGCGACGGUUCGCGGCAACACCACGCAGCAGACGAUGCUGAUGGACAAGGUGGCGCGCAGCAACCAGGUGGACGUGCGUUACUCUUCCUACGCAGUCGUAAAGAUUCGCAGCUACAACCCCAUCAACGAUGUGGAAUAUUCCACCAUCCGCGAGCAAGGCUUCCUGGUGUACAUACCGGUGAACAACGAGAUCGUGUGGGACAUUGCGGGUAAAUCGAUCAGCUACAGCUUCUACCGUCCGGAGAACAUGACCAGCGGCAUCUCGCUGAAGAGCCGUACGCGCAACACGCCGGCAAACGGUUCCACGGCAGCGGAGACACUCGAACCGAAGGAGGAAGAUAUUGCCAAGUAUGGGUACCGGAUCGACGAUCUGGGCAUUCAGCUGCUCGCCAGGGUGCACCAAGAUUACACCAAGGACAACGUGAUGUUCAUGCUCGAAACGGACAUACUGGACAAUGCGAAGGUGCUGACGAAAGCCCCGUUCUCGCUGGUCAACAACCUGCUGCGCAUCGUCAGCCUGAUACAGCUGAACACGAUCCACAUCGGACGCGACAAACACCUGACGCUGCUGAUUGCGAACGAUCAGAAAACGCUCCUGCAGGGUACGCUCAAAUGGGACACCCAGAACUACUCGAAACAGCCGUCCGUGCCGGAAAACGAGGUGCUGCGGGUGAAUCUGAUCCUUGCCCACACCAUUCCGAAACCGGAAGGCAGCCGGGACGAGGUGAAGGUACUGCACAAAUGGGACAUCGUGUCACAGUACACCAACUUCAAGUGUGACCGGGCAGCGCGGAUAUUCUUCUCGCUUACACGCCACGAAUGGAACAGUUCCAACUGGAAGAUGUGCUUUUCGGCGGAUUAUCGCCCGCUAGUGUUCCUGCAGCGGCCCUUCCAGCUUACGGGCGAGGUCGUGUUCGGCGAAACGAAGGUACCGAAACAGUGCCCCAAAGAACCGCGGAUUGCGUUCAACGUGUCGUACCAUCUGCCGGAUUAUGUCGAGCGAAUCUAUCGCGCCCUGGACACGAAGGACCGCAGCUGUCCGAAGGAAAUUCUACGCCUUACACCACCGCCAUUUUCCGGCGACUGCCGGGCAGAUCGGUUCAGCCCGCUGACGACGGUUACUGGGCUUGAUGGGCGUUUUACGUUCACGAAGCUUCCUUCCUGGAUCGAUAUGUUGUUGCACCGGUUGGAUCACGCUGUUUCGGCAGUAGUGCCUGGGCGUGUGCAUACGCUCAACAUCACCGACCAUAUCGAUGUGCAAGCCCGCGUUCUGCAGUGGUCGAACGAUACGGAAAUCCAGAUCAACGGUGGCACUAUUUGGUUCCCGUCGCGGUUCUAUCACAAUGUGAAAAUGCAACAUUCCUACACGUCACGGAUCGAGUACGGGUUCCUCAGUGUCUGCAGCUUGAUCCACAACAAGUUGACGACUUUUAACGAUCGCAUCCUGCAGCUGACGAACGAGAUCCGGGACGAGUAUCGGGUGCGCGACAGCUUUCUGCUGACCGCCGACUGCUCGCUCACACCCAAAAUGGCCAUCCUGGUGCUGGACGACCAGAAGGGCGUGCAGAUCUACACAGGCGGUAACUAUUUGAUCUACGAACCGGGUUCUGGUACGGGUGCGGUCAACAGUAACGGCACCACCUUCUCGCCUACCAUGACUGUGAACAUUAACGAUGAGCAGCUGAUCGACCUCCGCAAUAUCGUUUAUCAGUAUCCACCCGAUGACGAAUUCUACGACUUCCGGGUGUACAUCGAUCGGGAGGGUGUGCUGGUGGUUGAAAACCAGCUCAAUGGAGCUGUCGUACAGUACGGACCGGCCGGUAUUGUCAAUCUGCUGCUACCGACCGUACACAAGGGCCAGAUGUGUGGUCUGUGCAGUGAUCGCGAGUAG
Anopheles marshallii is the source of this 4299-nucleotide messenger RNA. RefSeq lists its product as uncharacterized. Bases 1 to 4299 code for a protein of 1432 amino acids. Gene Ontology annotation, molecular function: lipid carrier activity. The record is from RefSeq and is a predicted model, not a curated record. Lineage: Eukaryota; Metazoa; Arthropoda; Insecta; Diptera; Culicidae. The transcript is spliced from 10 exons. Gene Ontology annotation, biological process: lipid transport.